Molecule: messenger RNA, 581 nt
Organism: Diospyros lotus (date-plum)
Lineage: Eukaryota; Viridiplantae; Streptophyta; Magnoliopsida; Ericales; Ebenaceae
Exons: 2
Coding region: 80-553 (157 amino acids)
Biological process (GO): phloem development
Source: RefSeq, a predicted model, not a curated record
UUUUGGGUCAGGAGGCUUUUCUCUGCAAGCGUUUUCAACCAUAUCUGAGCUCAAAACAUUGGCGAGACAUGAUUUUUUCAUGACUCCUACUCGCAUGAUGGAAAAGACUGCAAACAAUGCUGUGCAGAUGCCUGAUGAGAUUAAUGUUCAUAUGGCGUCAAUGGAUUUACUUGGAUUCUUAUCAAACUUGUCAUGGGAUGCAAAGGCAGUAAAUACCAUGGGCUGUUUUGUUUUCAAAUUUCUGGAGUUCUUGGGGUUCUUGCUUCAUGGUACUAACCAACCAAUAGUUGAUUUAGCCUCAUCAAUGGCAACCUUAAAGGAAAAUCGUAUUUCUCUUGUGGGCUCAUCACUUGAGAAAUUUCAAGUACCUCUUGACCAGCUUAACAAUCUCAUCAAGCUCACAUUAGAAGUGAUUGAAUACAUCUCUAAAUUUACAUUGUUGGCCGACACAGAGUACAACAAAGAAGACCUCUUAUCAAUGUGUGCACAUUGGGCAAUUCUAAGUGUGGUAGUUUGCUACGUUCAAAUCACUUUGCUCAUGCACAAAGGGUAAGUUCUUAUUUGUUUCAGUUCCAACUUUC